AUGUUGAAUAUUCUACCUGGAGCCCUAUUUCUUGCUGCUUGUUACUCCGGAGGUACAGCGGCUCACAAAAUCAACGUCAAGGCUCCUGAACACCUACCUCCUGGCGCUUCUCAGCCGGUUGAUCACGCAUUUGCAUCAUUCUCUUGGCCUGUUCAUUUCUUCGCAGACUAUGCUGGAAAAAAAAGCCAUCCAAAUACUUUCUCCCAAGAUAUCGUCAACCUUCUUCACGUGAAGACCGGCGCGUACCCCCAUAUUCGGGUUGGAGGAACUUCAGCUGAUCGCGCUAUCUAUAAUGCCUCGCAGGCCGAAUCUAUCGUUCUCUCCACUGAGUCAGACAAUGGCAUACCACUGGAAGUGUCCUUGGGACCAGUUUUCUUCGAGGGAUUCGAAAACUUUCCCGGCACACCCUGGACCUUCCAAGUGAACCUCGCCAAUAACAAGAGCAACGCUCUAGAAAAUGCCCUCGCAGAAGCCAAGGUUGCUUUGAGUCAUAUUCGCGGAGACUUAUAUGCUUUCGAGAUUGGAAAUGAGCCAGAUCUUUAUCCAGGAGAUGUAAGACCGCUAGAUUACACGGUGGCAGAUUAUGUCAAGCAGUGGAGAGCUUUUGCAGAUGCCAUUUCUAAUGAGGUUUUGCAUGGCAAUCAGUACGGCUUGGAAGACUGGAAGUUGUUCCAGGCUUUGACUUUUAUCUUCUAUUUCAAUGGUUUCUCUACAGCAAAGGCAUUCGAAGACGGAGUCAACGCGGACGGACAUGUGAAGUCUGUUUCGUGGCAUCAGUACGCCUCUGGCAAUCAAGACUGGGUCAGACUUCAGGAAUCGUUCAUGAACCAUACCCUAAUCACCUCCAACCUAACCCAAUACAUCGACGAUAUGGAACUGAUUCACGCCAACGACCCAAACAUCACAUUCCUCCUCGGUGAAACAAACAGCGACUAUGUGAAUCUCAACAUGAGCCAAGUUGAAGGCGUCUUUGGAAGCUCUCUCUGGCUAGUUGACUAUCUUCUGUAUGGCAUGAGUCUGAAUAUCACCCGAUUCAACUUAAUCCAAGGAACGACCUUCGGCUACGCCGGCUGGACACCAGUUGAGCACAAUGGCCUCGCACCACAAGUUCGGGCCCCGCUUUAUGGCCAGAUUUUCGCCGCGGAUGCUAUUGGUCGACACCCAACUGUUCAGGUAAAGGCAUUGGAGUUCCAACGAGAUGACUUGUCUGCGUAUGCGAUAUACGAGUCUGGAAUACUAGCUAGAUAUGUUGUUGUUAAUCUGGAUGAGUGGAACUCGACUACGAGUUACCCCAGACCCUCUCAGAAGUUUGAGCUUGAUGUUCCGCAUCAUUCGAAGUCCGUUGAAGUCAGACGACUUGUUGGACCAGGGGCAAGUGCUGAUACGGGGAUUUCGUGGGGCGGUUUGAGUUGGAAUUACACGCAUGGGAGACUUGGGAGAACUGGGAAGAGACAGGUUGAGCUUUUGAGGGUAUCAAAGGGAACUGUUACGCUGGAGUUGGACUCAACUGAGGCAGCGAUUGUGGAGCUUCGGGAAAUGUAG
Molecule: messenger RNA, 1542 nt
Organism: Penicillium salamii
Lineage: Eukaryota; Fungi; Ascomycota; Eurotiomycetes; Eurotiales; Aspergillaceae
Source: the annotation of a GenBank genome assembly